GACAUACCUGGUUAACAUAUCAGGAUCAUAUAGUUGCCAUUCCCUAGUAACCCAUCUGCCUAAUUGAAGCCAAAAGAUGGCCUCCAUCACUGCCACCACUGCAUCAAUAGCUCAUUCGCUUCUUCCACUCAAGAGAACCACAGCCACAUCAUCCUCACCUGUUCUUGGGUUGCCAUCAAUUGGAAGAAGCAAUGGAAGAGUGAGAUGUUCAAUGGAAGAGAAAAAGCCUUGUGUGGUUGGGAUGAGUGCAUCUUUGCUUUCUGCAGCCUAUGCUGCAACCAUGUCCAGCCCAGCCAUGGCUCUGGUUGAUGAGAGGUUAAGCACUGAAGGAACAGGACUUCCUUUUGGUUUGAGCAAUAAUCUUCUUGGGUGGAUCCUUUUUGGGGUGUUUGGACUCAUCUGGAGUUUGUACACUAUUUACACUUCCUCUCUUGAAGAGGAUGAGGAAUCUGGACUGUCUCUUUAAUUAUGGAGCAAAAUCUGCCUUCUUCUUGUUGUUAAAUCUUUAUCUUUUUGAAAGGAAUGUAGAAAAUAUGCUGUGGACUCUUCUUUGUUGUAGUAAAAAUAACUACAUCUCCUUUUCUCCA
Molecule: messenger RNA, 587 nt
Organism: Tripterygium wilfordii
Lineage: Eukaryota; Viridiplantae; Streptophyta; Magnoliopsida; Celastrales; Celastraceae
Product: photosystem II reaction center W protein, chloroplastic-like
Exons: 2
Coding region: 77-466 (129 amino acids)
Biological process (GO): photosynthesis
Cellular component (GO): chloroplast; photosystem II
Source: RefSeq, a predicted model, not a curated record